Molecule: messenger RNA, 1383 nt
Organism: Zerene cesonia (dogface butterfly)
Lineage: Eukaryota; Metazoa; Arthropoda; Insecta; Lepidoptera; Pieridae
Exons: 2
Coding region: 1-1383 (460 amino acids)
Molecular function (GO): lipid binding
Source: RefSeq, a predicted model, not a curated record
AUGAUGAUACCAAAAAAUCAACUCAUCGGUAAUAAUAUUGUCUUCAAAUUUACAGAUGAAGUUUCACCGCAGGUCUGUCAAUCUACCACAAAAACGAAGAUUUUCGGCGAAGAAGAAAAUUUAACGAAGUACAUUAUGGAAGUCUUAGAACAUUUCAAAACACCUGAUCCUGUGGGACUCCCAGGAGCAAAUAUACCAGACCCGUACCAUGUGCCAGAUAUGAAACAGUAUUUAACUUUUGGUGGCUCAAUUGCUUUUAAGAAUACUGCAGUGCUGGGAAUUAGUAAAUUUCGUUUAUCCUAUGUGAAUGUAGAAGCCUCUGCCAUGCAGGGAACAGCGAUAUUAGGAAUUGACAAACUACACGCGCACGGAAACUACAGCUUGCAUACUUGGUUGAAAACUUAUUCUGGGAACUACACAGCUGACGUCGAAGGCAUUAAAGCCACUGGUCUGGCGACACUUGGCGUAGAAACAGACGGACGAGUAAGAGUACAGAACGUUUCCAUUGAUAUAGCAGUCAAGAAAAUAGACGUGCAGUUUGAAAACUCUGGAAUUUUGGCAUUUGUAAUGCAAGGCUUGUUUAACUCACUCGGAACAUUUCUGUUUGAUACAAUUAAACCUUAUAUUCUAAAAGACGCGUACACUAAAAUAAGAGAAGAAGUCAACAAAAAGCUAGAAGAGGUGGAUGUCUUUAUACAAUUCCCUAACUCGAUAUCACCGGUUGAUAUGUUAAUGAUUCAUGCUAGGAAGAAAAUUAUAGCAUUACACAAAGAUCCUUUCAUAAUCGAUGAUUACGUUACUUCUGUAAGCGUAUUUAAUGUUGCUUUAAACGGGACCUCGCUUAUAGGUCUAUCAUCAUUCUAUCGCAUUGGAAAUAUAACAUUUGUUAUGGAUAAUAACACUAUAAUAGUUGAUUUUGAUAUAAGCACCCAAGAGAUACAUGGAUCGACUAAUUGGCAUGUAUAUACGUUAAAAGGAAUGGUGUCAAGGUUUGGAAUUGCAAUGUUUACAAUAGAUUAUAUAAGGGCUAGAAUAAUUUUAGGUCAACCGUUAGAUACGAGAAAAAGGCCACAGUUCAGACACCUGGAUGUUGACCUUGGAAAUUUACAAAUACGGUUUGAUGGAGCAGGAACGUUUGAUUAUGUUACAGAGUUCGCAAUAAAUGUAUUACCGAAUCUUUUAAGGAAUCAAAUAAUGAAUUCCUUAGAGGACCCUAUUCGUCUGAAAAUACAGAGAGAAUUUAAUGAAAUUAAUGUAGAAGAUGUGAUAACAGAAAAUUUACCAAAAAUGUACGAAUUACAACAAAAGGAUUUUAAUCCAUGUGAAUUAUUCUUUGUUGACAAAAAUGAAAGGUCUGACGAAGACGACUUCUUUAAUUUUUAA